Callithrix jacchus (white-tufted-ear marmoset) is the source of this 3851-nucleotide messenger RNA. RefSeq names its product protein tyrosine phosphatase receptor type N (gene PTPRN). Gene Ontology annotation, cellular component: secretory granule; synapse. Gene Ontology annotation, biological process: regulation of secretion; protein dephosphorylation; insulin secretion involved in cellular response to glucose stimulus. The record is from RefSeq and is a predicted model, not a curated record. Lineage: Eukaryota; Metazoa; Chordata; Mammalia; Primates; Cebidae. Gene Ontology annotation, molecular function: protein tyrosine phosphatase activity.
GGAGCCUAGUAUUUGACGGAGGAGGGAUGGGCUGGGUAGGUCCCCCGCUCCGACAGGGCUCUUACGCCAUAUGUGACGCAAAUUAGCUUACGAGCCGGGGGUGGAGGUGUCGUCAGCAUCCGCCUGCGUUUGGCAGAGUUGCAGCAAGGGGGGCAUGUAGACCCCGCCUCAUAGCGGGGUGGGUAGCGGCAGGCUCCGCCUCGGCCCCUCCUUCAGGCUCCCGCCAGCGUCGCUGCGGCUCCGGCCCGGGAGCGAGCGCCCGGAGCUCGGAAGGAUGCGGCGCCCGCGGCGGCCUGGGGGUCUCGGGGGAUCCGGUGGUCUCCGGCUGCUCCUCUGCCUCCUGCUCCUGAGCAGCCGCCCGGGGGGCUGCAGCGCCAUUAGUGCCCACGGCUGUCUAUUUGACCACAGGCUCUGCUCUCACCUCGAAGUCUGUAUUCAGGAUGGCUUGUUUGGACAGUGCCAGGUGGGAGUGGGGCAGGCCCGGCCCCUUUUGCAAGUCACUUCCCCAGUUCUCCAACGCUUACAAAGUGUGCUCCGACAACUCAUGUCCCAAGGAUUGUCCUGGCAUGAUGACCUCACCCAGUAUGUGAUCUCCCAGGAGAUGGAACGUAUCCCCAGGCUUCGACUCCCAGAACCCCGUCCAAGGGACAGGUCUGGCUUGGCACCCAGGAGACCUGGUCCCACUGGAGAGCUGCUUUUACAGGACAUCCCCACCGGCUCCGCCCCUGCUGCUCAGCAUCGGCUUCCACAACCACCAAUGGGCAGGGGUGGAGCUGGGGCCAGCUCCUCUCUGUCCCCUCUGCAGGCUGAGCUGCUGCCCCCUCUCUUGGAGCAUCUGCUGCUGCCCCCACAGCCUCCCCACUCUGCCCUGAGUUAUGAACCUGCUUUGCUGCAACCCUACCUGUUCCACCAGAUCUCUGGUUUUCCACAGUUUGGCUCCCGUGAUGGUUCCCGGGUCUCAGAAGGCUCCUCAGGGGUGGUCAGUGUCAGUCCCCUGCCCAAGGCUGAAGCCCCUGCCCUCUUCAGCAGAACUGCCUCCAAAGGCAUAUAUGGGGACUCCCCUGGCCACUCCUAUGGGGACCUUCCAGGGCCUUCACCUGCCCAGCUUUUUCAGGACUCCGGGCUGCUCUAUCUGGCCCAGGAGUUGCCAACGCCCAGCAGGGUCAGGAUGCCAAGGCUGCCAGAGCAAGGGGGCAGCAGCCAGGCAGAGGACUCCCCAGGGGGCUACGAGAAGGAUGGACUAGGGGGCCACAGAGAGAAGCCUGCCUCCCCAGCAGUGCAACCAGCAGAUGUGGCUCUGCAGAGGCUGGCCGCUGUGCUGGCAGGCUACGGGGUAGAGCUGCGUCAGCUGACCCGUCAGCUGACUCCUGAGCAGCUCUCCACACUCCUGACCCUACUGCAGUUACUGCCCAAUGGUGCAGGAAGAAAUCCAGGAGGGGUUGUAAAUGUUGGAGCUGAUAUCAAGAAAACAAUGGAGGGGCCAGUGGAGGGCAGAGACACAGCAGAGCCUCCACCCCCCACACCCUCCAUGCCUGGAUACCCCACUGCCAGCCCCACCUCCAGUGAAGUCCAGCAGGUGCCAAGCCCUGUCUCCUCUGAGCUUCCCGAAGCUGCCAGACCCCCCGCCACACCUGUCCUGCUGGAGAAGAAAAGUCCACUGGGCCAGAGCCAGCCCACAGUGGCAGGACAGCCCUCAGCCCAGCCAGCAGCAGAGGAAUAUGGCUACAUUGUCACUGACCAGAAGCCCCUGAGCCUGGCUGCAGGAGUGAAGCUGCUGGAGAUCCUGGCUGAGCAUGUGCACAUGUCCUCAGGCAGCUUCAUCAACAUCAGUGUGGUGGGACCAGCCCUCACCUUCCGCAUCCGGCACAAUGAGCAGAACCUGUCUUUGGCGGAUGUGACCCAACAAGCAGGGCUGGUGAAGUCUGAACUGGAAGCACAGACAGGGCUCCAAAUCUUGCAGACAGGAGUGGGACAGAGGGAGGAGGCAGCCGCAGUCCUUCCCCAGACCGCGCACGGCACCUCUCCCAUGCACUCAGUGCUGCUCACUCUGGUGGCCCUGGCAGGCGUGGCCGGGCUGCUGGUGGCUCUGGCUGUGGCUCUGUGUGUGCGGCAGCACGCACGGCAGCGGGACAAGGAGCGCCUGGCAGCCCUGGGGCCUGAGGGGGCCCAUGGUGACACUACCUUUGAGUACCAGGACCUGUGCCGCCAGCACAUGGCCACAAAGUCCCUGUUCACCAGGGCAGAGGGUCCGCCAGAGCCUUCUCGGGUGAGCAGCGUGUCCUCCCAGUUCAGCGAUGUGGCCCAGGCCAGCCCCAGCUCCCACAGCAGCACCCCGUCCUGGUGCGAGGAGCCGGCCCAAGCCAACAUGGACAUCUCCACGGGACACAUGAUUCUGGCGUACAUGGAGGACCACCUGCGGAAUCGGGAUCGCCUGGCCAAGGAGUGGCAGGCCCUCUGUGCCUACCAAGCAGAGCCAAACACCUGUGCCACUGCGCAGGGGGAGGGUAACAUCAAAAAGAACCGGCAUCCUGACUUCCUGCCCUAUGACCAUGCCCGCAUAAAACUGAAGGUGGAAAGCAGUCCUUCUCGGAGUGAUUACAUCAAUGCCAGCCCCAUUAUCGAGCAUGACCCUCGAAUGCCAGCCUACAUAGCCACACAGGGCCCUCUGUCCCAUACCAUCGCAGACUUCUGGCAGAUGGUGUGGGAAAGCGGCUGCACUGUCAUCGUCAUGCUGACCCCGCUGGUGGAGGAUGGUGUCAAGCAGUGUGACCGCUACUGGCCGGAUGAGGGUUCUUCCCUCUACCAUGUAUAUGAGGUGAACCUGGUGUCGGAGCACAUCUGGUGCGAGGACUUCCUGGUGCGAAGCUUCUACCUGAAGAACGUGCAGACGCAGGAGACGCGCACGCUCACGCAGUUCCACUUCCUCAGCUGGCCGGCAGAGGGCACCCCGGCCUCCACGCGGCCCCUGCUGGAUUUCCGCAGGAAGGUGAACAAGUGCUACCGGGGCCGCUCCUGCCCCAUCAUCGUGCACUGCAGUGAUGGUGCAGGGAGGACCGGCACCUACAUCCUCAUCGACAUGGUCCUGAACCGAAUGGCAAAAGGAGUGAAGGAGAUCGACAUCGCUGCCACUCUGGAGCAUGUCCGUGACCAGCGGCCUGGCCUUGUCCGCUCUAAGGACCAGUUUGAAUUUGCCCUGACAGCCGUGGCAGAGGAGGUGAAUGCCAUCCUUAAGGCUCUGCCCCAGUGAGACCCUGGGGACCCUUGGUGGGCAGCCCAGCCUUUGUCCUUUGCCUGUGUGGGCAUCUCUGUGUACCCACUCCUCACUGCCUGACCGGCCACCUCUUGGGCAUGCCCAGCCCUUCCUAGAAGAGUCAGGAAGGGGAAGCCAGAAGGGACACACCUGCCCAGCCUCACGUAUGCCAGAGCCCAGGGCAUCCCAGAGCCCGGGGCGUCCCAUGGGCGCUCUGCAGCCAGGAGGAGAGGAAAGGACGUGGGCAGCAAUUCUACCCAGAGCCUUCUCCUGCCUGUGUUCCCUGGCUUGGCUCUCCCAUGGCUCUCCCAUGGUUCUGGGAGCUCUCCCUGUGUCUGUGUGUGCCCCCCUACGCUCCAGUGUGGAAGAACAGGGUGGAGAGUCACCACACCCGGCUCUCUCUGCUUCUCAGCCCCGGGCCUGCCUCCUUGACUCACACUUGGGCAUUCCGCCCUCCCUGCCCUCAUGCCCAGCCUCCUCCCACCGCCCUCCAACCAUGUGCUGCUCAACCUCUCUCCUUCUGGUACAAGAGAACAUUUCUAGAAAAAUCUACUUUUGUACCAAUGUGAAUAAAGUUAGUGUGUUGUCUGUGCAGCCGCAA